CCCGUAAAGAUAAUAACCAUCUAGCAAGAAAACAACUGGAAUAUUAUCUCAAUUUCAUUGCCUAACAACUUAUCAACACAAAUAGUUACUCGUAGACUUAAUAUUUAAUUGUGAUAUUAUUACAUAGAAUAUUGAGUGUUUUCAGUGAGUUCUCGGUGACUAUACUAAUAACCUACUCAAGAAAAACUUGGUAAUUAUGGAUGAAAGGUACCAGCUCUGGGGUGGUUGCUUUGAAGAAGAGGCUUCAGCAGUGUUGCGACGUUUAAAUGAUUCUCUGGGUGUGGACGUAAGGCUAUUUCGCGAGGAUAUCAGAGGCAGUAAGGCGUGGGCAACGGAGUUACAUCGAAGCGGCCAUCUGUCCGAAGACGAUAAUAAAUCAAUUCAAGAUGGUCUCAUCAAAGUAGAACAGGAAAUAGAACAAGAGUUGUCCAUUAGCGGGCGUUUAAGUGACCCAGAAGAGGAUAUUCAUUCAGUAGUUGAGAGAAGACUGCACCGGCACGCAGGGGAGUCAGCGCUACGUCUGCACACUGCGCGUAGUCGCAACGACCAGUCUGCCACCGACACCAAGCUCUGGAUGAUGACUUCGCUUCGAAGAGCACAGACUGAAGUUAUAAAUCUUAUAACUGUUCUGUUGGAACGAGCUCAAGUAGAUAUAAAUUUCAUAGCACCGGGGUAUACACACUUGCAACGUGCUCAACCAAUUCGAUGGAGUCACUUUUUAAUGAGUUAUGCUUGGAUGUUUCGUGAUGACGUAUGCAGAUUAGAGGAACAAAUUGGGAGACUUUCGUCGUGCCCACUCGGCAGUGGUGCAAUUGCCGGUUGCGCUUUGCCUAUUGAUCGGCAAAAAUUAGCUGAAAGUCUAGGAUUUAAACAAGUUACACCGAACUCGAUGUAUGCUGUUGGAUCGCGAGAUCAUAUUGUUGAAUUCCUGAAUUGGUCUUCCUUAUGUGGCUUACAUCUCAGUAGAUUGGCUGAAGAUUUGAUUAUCUACAGCUCACAGGAGUUUGGCAUCGUCCAGCAUUCGGAUCGGUUCUCUACUGGUUCAAGUCUCAUGCCUCAGAAACGAAAUCCAGAUGGAUUGGAGCUAGUGCGUGGUGCAGCUGGCCUCCUUCUCGGAGAUUCGUUCUCUUUCUCUUGCAUUUUAAAAGGCCUACCGAGUACUUACAAUAAGGACUUGCAGUCUGAUAAAGAAAUCCUCUUUAGAUCGUAUGACAGAUUGCUGGAUUGUUUAAAAGUAACGGCUGGAAGCGUCGCUACUAUGAAGGUAAAUGCUAGAAAGGCAGAAAGUCUAUUGGAACCUGGUAUGUUGGCGACAGACCUGGCGCAUUGGCUGGUAAAAAGAGGAGUGCCGUUUCGCCGUGCUCAUCAUCUUGUCGGCACCGCCCUACGCCGCGCCGCCGCGCUCGGUGUGGACCUACAAAACUUGCCGCACCAAGAGUAUUCCGAAAUAUGUCUCAAAUUUGGUUCACAUGAGGAGCUGCAAAAGAUUUUCUCCUGGGAAGCAAGUGUUGAACAAUAUACGAGCGAAGGUGGCACAGCGAAAGAAGCUGUGCUAGCACAAAUGCAGAAACUCCAGCAAUGGCUGCAAAAUCAUAAGAAUGUGGAAGCAUGAAUGUACUCAUUAAAUUUUAUUACUGUUUAUAGUAUAGUUACUCACAGAAUUAAGAAUACAGAAACCGUGUACACGACUAAUAUUAAGUACUAGGCAUCCAAAACUGGAGGUUGGUCACUUCAUUCAUUUAGUAAUUUACACUCAUUAUUGUACCUCUAAUGUUCAUUUCAUGAUGUUCAUUUACACACAACAUUUUAGGUUUUCCAAUAAAAGGGACGGUAAUUACAACAAUUGAAGGAGCAAUUACAGUCUGAAAGUAA
This is a messenger RNA of Pararge aegeria (speckled wood butterfly), 1872 nucleotides long. RefSeq names its product argininosuccinate lyase (gene Argl). Gene Ontology annotation, molecular function: argininosuccinate lyase activity. The record is from RefSeq and is a predicted model, not a curated record. The transcript has 8 exons. Gene Ontology annotation, cellular component: cytosol. NCBI's taxonomy places the organism in Eukaryota, Metazoa, Arthropoda, Insecta, Lepidoptera, Nymphalidae. The coding region runs from base 197 to 1612 and encodes 471 amino acids.